Molecule: messenger RNA, 9777 nt
Organism: Episyrphus balteatus (marmalade hoverfly)
Lineage: Eukaryota; Metazoa; Arthropoda; Insecta; Diptera; Syrphidae
Exons: 1
Coding region: 1364-8296 (2310 amino acids)
Biological process (GO): telomere maintenance; DNA repair
Molecular function (GO): ATP binding; DNA helicase activity
Source: RefSeq, a predicted model, not a curated record
UUAAAAUAGGCAUGAUAUUUUUAAGGAAUUUCAUAAGUAGUGAAAAAAAAAUAAAAUCUGAUUUUUAUAAAUAACUAAACACUAUUUUAAAUGGUUUUUUUGCAAAAAACCAAGUAUGCCAUUUGAUUUCUUGUAUAAAAAAGAAUUUUUAGAAAAAAUUUUUUUUUAAACAUAUUUUUUUUUUUUUGAGAAAUUUAUUUUAUAAACUUCAAUGCCAUUUCUUUAGGGCAUUGCAUUAAUUGGAAUUGUCCGAAAAUUGCAUUUUCUGUUAUGGAUACAUUUGAUAAAGUCAAUUUUUAUUGUACUCAUAAACGUUGCUUUUACUUUAAAUUGACAAACAUUUGUUCAUUAUGAUAAUGUUUUUGGGAAAAUCCUACAAUUAGUUCAGGUAAAAAAGUUUCCACAUUUUUAGGGUUAGGUGAUUAGAUUGCCAUAUAGUUGUAGGAAAAUCCCUUAAGUGAAGCAGGUACAUAUGUCCGGUUAUUUGCAAACAUGUGUAGGUAUAUGCAUACAGUUUUUUAAAGUCUUUAACUCUUUUUCAUUAAUAUAUUUUCGGAAAAUCCCAAAUACCAAACUUGAAGGUAUCCAAUCUAUUAUCUAUUUGCAUGAGCAUAGGAAGUUAGGUAAUUCAUAAAUGUACAUACAAAUAUGUAUUCUUCUAUGUAUUGGUCACAAAUAACUAUUAAGAGUUAUAAAAAACCCUUAAAUUACGCGUUGGUUUCUUUUACUUUAAAAACAAAACCACUUGAUCAAUUGACAAUCGUUUUUGACCGAGUGCGGAAGAAAAUUUAGAUUUGAAAAAAAAAAAAAAAAAUAUUUUGUAAAGACAAAGUUUUUGGAAGUGCUCUAUAAUAGAAAUUGUGUUAAAACCAAUUACAAAAACAAAUUGUGCAAACACAGGUUUUAAAAGUGUACAUCUAAUCCAAAAAUUGUGUUAAAACCAACUGCAUUUUUUAAUGCAAUAUAUCAGCAAAGUGCCUCAAUAUUAAAACUAGUGAAAAGUGAAGUAAAAGACAAAGUUUAAUUUUGCUUUUUCUUAUUAAGUACUUAAAGUGAAGUGUUAAGCCUUAACCACUAACAUAGAUAUUGAAGAUUAAUUUAACAUACUAUUUUUUUUUAAAUAUCCAAAAAGGGAAACAUAAGUUUUAUCAAUUUGAUUUCUUAUUUUUUUUUUUAAACAAAGUUUUGUGAAAUACUGUGCCUUUGUUUUGAUCCAGCUAAAGAAAAAAAAAACUACUACCAGCAAGGCGGUGAAACUGACCAAAUUGUGUUAAGAUAUUGAUUGGUGAGUUAUUUUGAAAGAUAAAUAAUUUGUUCAUAAUUUGAUUUUGACAUUUUGAUAAAAUUUUACAUUGAAUUUGAAAUGGAAAACAAUUUUUCACAAUCUCAAAACACCAAUAAGGGGAAAAAAAAUAGAACAUUUAAUUUUUCUAAAACUGAUAAAAACUUAAAUAAAGUCUGUAGCGACGUUAUUCCUAAAAACGAUGACAAUUUUAGUUGUAUUAAGGGGUCUUUCUGUCAGAACAGUGACAUAUUUGACGGUAAUUUUAGAAAUACUCAGUGCACCAGCAAUGCGGUGAUGGCAUUGUGUAUGUCCCAACUUAAAUCCGUGACAACUUGGAACACUGAUUUCAUCGAUAAGAUUUUGGUACAGGGACAUGAGCUUCAUGUUCAAUCAAUUUCCAGUUUUGUUGAAAGGUUUGGCCAACCGCCGCCGUCAUCUUUUUACUUGGCGGCAGACGAAGUUCUUGAAUUUUUUUCGGUUGAAAAUACCAAUUUUCAUGUAGAAUAUAAGUUAGAUCCUUUUCAAGGCUAUAUUGAUGAGUCGGAAUGUUUUUUUACGGAGCUUAAUCGUUUUUUUUCCAACGAAUUAUUUGGUGUUUUGACUGUUGCUAAUUUGUCGGUUGCAGUUUUAAAGAACGAAAAUUUGAUUUGUUUGUUCGAUCCUCAUAGUAGAGAUCAAAAUCUUAACGCUGUAACAAAUGGUGUAGCAGUUCUUCUAAUGUUUAAAAGCAUACAGGAACUAGUUUCAACCUUUAAAUCGUCCUUAGAUUCAAUGCUAAAGCCUCUAUUUAGUAUAACUCCAUUAAAAAUAGAGUAUGAGUCAUUUUGUGAGAAUGAAACUCCGUGGACAGUUAAGCGAAAAAGUUUUUCAUUCAAACAAAAACAAAUUUUAGAAAAAAACAAAGCUAGAUUAAGACUUUUACGUUUGAAUGAGACAUUUAAAGCAAAAGAACGGAGAACCCAAAUAGAAUCAAGAAAAGGGAAGAAUGAAGCAAUUCUACAUGCGAUAAGAAAAAUGGACGUAAAACGGAAAAAAAUCUUGCGAUCUCAAAAAGAUUUUAAAAAUAAGGAAAAUGAUAGUCUUUUAAUAAGAAUGCAGACAAGGAGAAGUCUAGCUGAAAAUCGAAUUUUAGAAAAAAAGAAGGACAUAGCUAAGAAAAAGAUUUUAAGGACUGAGGAAACUUAUAAGAAAAGGGAAAAUGAGAAACUAUUGACAAGAAUGCAGACAAGACGUAGCCUAGUUGAAAAUCGAAUUUUAGAAAAGAAGAAGGACAUAGCUAAGAAAAGGAUUUUAAGGACUGAGGAAACUUAUAAGAAAAGGGAAAAUGAGAAACUAUUGACAAGAAUGCAGACAAGACGUAGCCUAGUUGAAAAUCGAAUUUUAGAAAAGAAGAAGGACAUAGCUAAGAAAAGGAUUUUAAGGACUGAGGAAACUUAUAAGAAAAGGGAAAAUGAGAAACUAUUGACAAGAAUGCAGACAAGACGUAGCCUAGUUGAAAAUCGAAUUUUAGAAAAGAAGAAGGACAUAGCUAAGAAAAGGAUUUUAAGGACUGAGGAAACUUAUAAGAAAAGGGAAAAUGAGAAACUAUUGACAAGAAUGCAGACAAGACGUAGCCUAGUUGAAAAUCGAGUAUUAGAAAAGAAGAAGGAUAUAGCUAAGAAAAGGAUUUUAAGGACUAAAGAAACUUAUAAAAAAAAAGAAAAUGCAAGACUAUUGACAAGAAUGCAAACAAGGCGCAGCAUCCCUGGAUUAAAACAAAAAGAAAAGGCACUCAAUUCUAAACAAAGGAAAGAAAAGCGAGAACAUCAUUUAUACAAAUUUCGAGAACAAUAUUACAAUACCUUGCAAAAGAAAAACAGUUUAGACUGUCAAGCAAAGCUUAGAUUUAUUAAAGAAAGAAGCAUGUGUCCUGAGCAUAUUUGUUGUUUUUGUGAAGGGCUAUUUUUCGCGCAUUCAGUUGUAAAAUACCAAACUAAUUAUUCCAAAAAAUAUUUUGGAAAAGAAUUUGUUGAGAGCAUAGAUAAAUUGAGAAGUAAUUUGUCACCGUGGACAUGUAAGACUUGUUAUAGAUACGUCCAAAAAGGUGUUAUUCCAAAAUUAGCGACCACAAAUGGACUUAAAUUUAUUCCCAUUCCAAAUUGUAUACAAAUACUUUCUCCUCUUGAAGAAAGAAUGGUUGCGCCCUUCAUCAAUUUUAUGCAAAUUCGCGAUUUGAAACCCUUUGCCCUGAAUCCCCAACUUGGAAUGAAAGGAAGCGUUGUCAAUAUUUCAGUUGAGGUGAAUGAUAUGCUGCAGGUACUGCCACGGCGUUUUGACAAUAUGAAGACGAUUCAGUUAAAACUCAGGCGACAUCUUGACCAUGCCACAAACUAUAUGUUUGAGACUAUUCGACCAGCAGUUGUGUGUGAUGCUUUGAAAUACCUCAUGACCACACCUCUCUAUAUAAAAAACAACAUUCAAAUCGAUAAAGCUUACUUUAAUCAGUAUGACAAGGAGUAUGAUGAAUUAGUUGAGUUCAUUGUGGACUCUAAUGAUGCACAGAACCCACAGGGCUCUCUCGAUAGGUUUUCACAAGGUGAUAGCAUGUUAGAAGAAAUUAAUUUGGAUGAAUUCAAAGGGUUACCGAAAGCAAAACCUAGUACAUCAAAUAAGGGCAAAAGAUUUGAAGAGUAUCAGGUUUUACAACAAGAGAUUCACGAUGAGGUCUUAGUUAUUGAUAGAAACAAAGAAGCAGCAGAUUGCAUUCCAAUAAUAGCACCUGGUCAAGGGAAGACUCCAGUACCAUGGCACUUAUACCCAAAUUUAGAGGAACUAUGUUUUCCUAAAAUUUAUUGUGGGCAUCCCUUAGAAUCUUCAAACAAAAUAUCUUACUCAGAGAGAGCAAAGUCAAUCGCUCGGCGAAAUGACAGGCGCGGGUGUGUUCCCACUAAAAUUUUAUACAUGGCAAAAAAGAAACUCGAACAAUCGUGUCUCUCAAAUAUUAAUAUUUGCCUCCGGAAGAGCAAAAGAACAAAUCAAGUGACCGCAGACAAUAUUUUAAAGAAAAAUUUUGUUGAUUCCCUUAUUCAACACGACGCAGGGUACAGGAUUUUAAACCGUAUUCCGUCAUCUCCGUCAUACUGGGAGUUAAAAAAAAUGCAAUUAAUGGCAAUGAUUCGCCAAUUGGGCAAACCUACACUCUUUUUAACUCUGUCUGCUGCCGAAUCGAAUUGGCCGGAAUUAAUCCAACUUCUUUCAAAACUAUUAAAUAACCAAACACUUAGUAUUGAAGAAGCCAUGUCACUAGAAAACUGCGAAAAAACUGAGCUUAUCAGAAAUGACCCUGUUACUUGUGCUAGAUAUUUUGACCAUAAAGUUGCCAAAUUUAUGAAGUACAUAAAAAGCAAAAAUGGGCCAUUCAACGAAUUUGAAGUCCUAGACAGUUAUCAAAGAGUAGAAUUCCAGAUGCGUGGUUCACCCCAUGAGCACAUGUUCUUAUGGCUCAAAAAUGCUCCUGUUUAUAAAUUAAACGAUGAGGAAAGCAAGUCGCGAUGCACCUCGUUUAUUGAUAGGUUUAUCACGUGCGAAGAUAACCCUAUUAGUCCCUAUAUACCCUACCUUCGCCAUAGGCAUUCGCAUACUUGUAAUAAGGGAAAGUUAAAUAAAACCAAAUGCAGGUUUAACUUCCCUAUACCAGUUAUGCUAGAAACCCAAAUUCUUGAACCUCUUCCCGAAACUCCAGUAGGUAAAGAAAAAGAAGAACUUUCAGCUAUUUUAGGAAAAAUUAGGACCCAAAUGCAACAUUAUUUUGAAAAACCAUCCCUUGUUCCUUUUGGUGAGAUACUGCAUUCACUCAAAAUUACAGAGUCCCAAUACAUUAAUGCGAUCAGGAAUUCCUUAAAGAACCCCCAAGUAUUUUUAAAACGCAACAGUUUAGAAGUUGCAAUAAAUUCCUACAAUAAGGACGUUUUGAAUUUGUUUGAGUCGAACAUCGAUGUUCAGUUUGUCUUGGAGGAAUACGGAAUAGCUAAUUAUAUUGUGAACUACAUUAGCAAAGUGGAUGCUGGUUUAUCCAAGCUUCUAAGAGAUGCUGCAUCAGAUAUUAAUCAGGGCCAUAAAAAUAUUAAAGACAAAUUUAGAAAUAUCGCGAAUGUUUUUCUCAACAGCAAUUUGAUGUCUGCUCAAGAAGCUGCAUAUCACGUACUAUCUUUGCCAUUGUCGAAAAGUAGUAGAGGACAUGUUUUUAUAAAUACAAGUCCAAUUGAAAGUAGAUUAAUGAUGCUAAAGUCCAAUAAGUUUCUUCAGAACCUUAACUCUGAUUCCACUGACAUUUUUGUCGAAAAUGACUUUAAAAAAUAUUCAAAAAGGCCUGUGAAACACGAAGAAUUAUGCUUAGCAGAUUUUGUUGCGAAUUUCACACAUUCGCGUAGGCAAAAUGAUGAAGAAAAUGAAAACGAAGAUAACUAUCAUUUAAGGCACAAUUCUAAGAUAAUUCGAUAUAGAAGAUACAAAUUGGCACAGGAUCCACACAAUUAUUAUCGUGAGCAGAUACUUUUAUUUAUGCCUUGGAGAAAUGAGGCCGAGGAAAUAGAAAAUAUCGAUUCUAAGGAAGCUUAUUUGAGGAAUAGAACAUUAGUUGAAGCGAAUAGAUUAAAAUAUGCCAUAGUAGAAGACGAUAUUUUAGAUGAAGCACUUGAAGAAAUAAGACAAGGCAACGAAAGGCAUGAAUGCACUCCAUCAGAUUUUCUUCCUGAACCAGAGCAGAUAGAUAUUUUAGAGCAGGGCGGAGUAGAAAAUAAAAAGGAAAAUUUAGUUAAUCGUUUCGUGAGUCCACCCAAAAUUUCCCAAGAGCGUAUGAUUUUACUGCUGAACAAAUUAAACAAAGACCAACGAGAAUUUGUAAUGCAUGUAUAUAAUUGUUUUAAAACGAAAAACUGUUUGCCUCUUAAUAUAUUCUUAAGUGGUUCUGCUGGAGUCGGUAAAUCUACGGUAAUCAACUCCAUAUUCCAACUAAUUACUAAAUAUUUUGAUAAUAGACCGGGAGCAAUUGGAGAUUCCAUAAAAGUUUUGCUAACUGCUCCCUCAGGAAAAGCUGCUUUUUUGAUUAAUGGGGUGACACUUCAUACAGCUUUCGCUCUCCCCGUUUCUCAGUACGGAGGGACCAUGCCCAAUCUUUCCAGUGAUAUUGCGAACACGAUACGACAAAAGUUAAUCAAUCUUAAAUUGCUUAUUAUUGAUGAAAUAUCAAUGGUUGGAAGUCGUCUUCUAAGUAGGGUAGAUACAAGACUACGACAGGUUAUGGGCCGAAAUGAACCAUUUGGAGGGAUUUCCAUUAUUUUAGUUGGAGACUUGAACCAGUUACCUCCUGUCUUUGACACGUUUAUAUUUAAGGCACCACAAAAUAACGACUUAAAUGUUUUUGCCGAAACGAACACGUUAUGGGCACUUUUCAAAAUUUUUGAGCUAACCAAAAUCAUGCGCCAACAAAAUGAAACCUUAUUUAUAAACGCACUGAAUAAUCUUGCUACGGGAACAAUGACAAGUGAAGAUAUUCAGCUAGUUAAGAGUCGUGAAGUUGAUAGCACUUCUAUACCUGAAGACGUAAUUCGAUUGUACUCAACGAAUAAUGACGUUGAUGAGUAUAAUAGUUUAAAACUGUCAAAAGCACCGGGUGAAGAAAUAAGUGCCACAUCCAUCGAUUCUGUGCUUGGAAAAGUGGGAGAAGCAAUUAAAAAACGAGCAUUGGAAGCACUUCAGAAGAAAAAGUUGUCUGAUUUAGGGGGUCUUUCAAAUAUAGUACGUCUUAAGAAAAACAUAAAAUAUAUGAUUACAACAAAUAUAGAUGUUGAAGACGGUUUGGUGAACGGAGCCUGUGGUGAACUCAAGCACAUUUCAAUGAAACCCAAUACGAGUGAAGUAGACAAAAUUUGGAUUUUAUUUCCACCAAAUCCUCAAGUUGGAUUGAAAGCCCGACAGUCCUUAAAUAAAUUCAUAGAAUUAAAUGACAUAGACCGCAACUUGGUCCCUAUUGAAAGGAAAGUUCAUUCAAUAAAUGUGAAUACCGUUAACACAUACCAAAUUCUUAGAAAACAAUUUCCAAUAGUUCCAGCAGAAGCCAUAACAAUUCAUAAAAGCCAAGGCCAAACAUACGAUAAAGUGUGCAUCGAUCUGAGAAAAUCGAAAAAAAUCAGAAGAUCUAUGAUGUACGUUGCGUUAAGUAGAGUAACAUCUUUGACAGGGCUUUUUAUAAUUGGUAAUUUCUCACCACCAAAUGCUACAGCCGAAGAAAAUUUGAUUUUGGAUGAGUUAAGACGUCUUAGAAAUGAUUGUAAAAUGAAUUUGUCGUUUAAAAAUUUUGACCAAAAAACCGGCUUAAUUGUUGCUUACCAAAAUGCUCGUUCUCUUAAAAAGAACAUAAAUUGCGUUAUAGCCGAUCACUGGUACUCAAAUUGUGAUGUUUUAGUUUUUUCCGAAACUCAAACACUUUAUUCAGAUUCUUUGAAUAUACCGGGAUUUAAACUAAUUUAUAGGUCAGAUCAGGAUUAUAAAAAGCGUAAGCCCAGAGGAUUAAUGUGUUUUGUAAAGGAAACCUUAUCAAUUGACACAAAGAGCAUCAAAUCGGCUACAAUACAAAUAAUUAUAGAUUCGACAAAGAAAACUCAUAUUGAUUUGCUCUCAUUUGAAUUAGGUGAAGUUUUAGUUAUCGCAGGUUAUAAAUCUCCUUCGGCUUCAUUUGAAGACUUUAGGGAACAAUUCAAAGAUUUUAUGAAUGAAAUAAGACACAAAUUACUUGGAAAAAUCGUUCUGUUGGGAGAUUUUAACAUCAAUUUAAGAAAUAAGCCGAACACAUUUCUCCAUGAAACUUUGACGGAAUGGAAUCUUAGAUCCGCACUACCUAACAAUACAGUUACUACAGACAACAAUACCCAAAUUGAUGUCAUAUUUUCAAACAUACAUCCACUAGAGUGUGGAGUGUAUGAAAGCUUCUUCUCAGAUCAUAAACCAAUUUACUUUAUAUUUCCACAAGAAUAAUUAAUAUGGUGAGAUGAUCGAAUAGGUUUUGGUUAGGUUUUCAUAGUUCUUCUUUUAUAAUUGUUUUUUUUUUUCUUUAUUAUAAUGUUACAUUCAUUUUGCAUACAUUUUUUGUUCAUAACCGUAUUUCUUACAUUACAACAUGAGGACUAUGCCUACCGGGGAAACCUCGGUAAAAAAAACGCGUGAAGGGUCUACCUCCUGGGUAACGUGGAAAGACCUAAAAUUUUAUUUUGAGUGUUAAAAAAAAUAUAAGCUAAGUUGUAGGUUUUAAGAAAUGUGGGUUAUAUAAUUUUUAGAAAAAUUUGGUUCAUAAAAGGGAAGAGCCGACAUUUAGGACAGAUUUUGCUGAAUUUUUUUUGUGUUUGACUUUUUUGAAGAAAAAAAAAUGCAGUUAUAUUGCAAUUAUAUUGUAUAUUACAUUAGAGCCGUUUUCGAGUUAUUUGGUACAAUUUGAAAAAUUUGUAUGGGAGGUAGGUACACUUUUUAGACUUUUUUGAGAAAAACUAAAAAUGCAGUAUUAUUGCAAUUGUUUUGAAUAUUACGUCUGCAAAGUUUAAUCAAAAUCGUUAGAGCCGUUUUCGAGUUAUUUGGUUUGAACUGAAAAAUUUGUAUGGGAGGUACACUUUUUAGACUUUUUUGAGAAAAUCUAAAAAUGCAGUAUUAUUGCAAUUGCCUUGAAUAUUAAGUCUGCAAAGUUUAAUCAAAAUCGUUAGAGCCGUUUUCGUGUUAAUUGGUUUGAACUGAAAAAUUUGUAUGGGAGGUACACUUUUUUGACUUUUUUGAGAUAAUCUAAAAAUGCAGUAUUAUUGCAAUUGCCUUGAAUAUUACGUCUGCAAAGUUUAAUCAAAAUCGUUAGAGCCGUUUUCGUGUUAAUUGGUUUGAACUGAAAAAUUUGUAUGGGAGGUACACUUUUUUGACUUUUUUGAGAAAAACUUAAAAUGCAGUAUUAUUGCAAUUGCUUUGAAUAUUACGUUUGCAAAGUUUAAUCAAAAUCGUUAGAGCCGUUUUCGAGUUAUUUGGUUUGAACUGAAAAAUUUGUAUGGGAGGUACACUUUUUAGACUUUUUUGAGAAAAUCUAAAAAUGCAGUAUUAUUGCAAUUGCCUUGAAUAUUAAGUCUGCAAAGUUUAAUCAAAAUCGUUAGAGCCGUUUUCGAGAAAUUUGCAAUAUCGUAUUUUUUUGUAUGGGAGGUAUACGAUAUAAACGAGAUAUAAAAAAACAAAAAAAAACCAACUUUCGAAAUUCUAUAAAAAUCAUCUGUACCAAAUUUGAAGAAAAUCCGACCACCCGUUUAGCCAGUAGAAAUGUGUACAGAUGGACGCACAGACGCACAGACGCACAGACGCACAGACGCACAGACGCACGGACGGAAUUGCGAGACCCACUUUUUCGGAAUUCUCCAUCAUCGUAAUGUUGGUUUUGAUUAAAACCUCAAUUUUUUUUUUCGACACGAAACCAAUACUUGCCCUAUAGAGCAAGU